This is a messenger RNA of Penicillium canariense, 1458 nucleotides long. Its product is annotated as indoleamine 2,3-dioxygenase. Gene Ontology annotation, cellular component: cytoplasm. Gene Ontology annotation, molecular function: metal ion binding; heme binding; indoleamine 2,3-dioxygenase activity. Gene Ontology annotation, biological process: 'de novo' NAD+ biosynthetic process from L-tryptophan. Bases 1 to 1458 code for a protein of 485 amino acids. The record is from RefSeq and is a predicted model, not a curated record. NCBI's taxonomy places the organism in Eukaryota, Fungi, Ascomycota, Eurotiomycetes, Eurotiales, Aspergillaceae. The transcript is spliced from 2 exons.
AUGUUGCCUCCGGUCCCGUCGCCGGCGGCGUAUGGUAUCUCGCCUGAUCAGGGCUUUCUCCCGCCAGAGCCUCCUCUGGAGACUUUGCCGGACUUGUUUUACGCCAAGUGGGAGGAAAUCGCCGCGAAUCUGCAGCCGUUGCUGCUGAGCAGACGGAUCCGGGCCGUCGUGGACCGAAUGCCUCUUCUUUCCACCGUGCAUUUGCAUACAGAUGCCGAGUGGCGGCGAGCUUAUGUCGUCCUGGUGUUUAUCCUCCAUGGCUAUGUUUGGGGAGGGGAUCGGCCAGCCGAGAGAAUCCCGCCGCAGUUGACGGUGCCAUUGUUCGAAGUAUGCGAGCGGCUCGAAGUACCGCCGGUAGCAACCUAUGCCGGGGUCUGUCUCUGGAACUACAAGCCGAUCUUCCCGGACGAACCCGCCGACGACCUGAAUAACCUGGCGUGCUUACAGACCUUUACCGGCUCACUGGAUGAGCAAUGGUUUUACUUGGUCUCAGUGGCCAUCGAAGCGCGGGGAGGCCCGUCGAUUCCCCUUAUGUUGGAGGCUAUUGCCGCGGCUCGGGUAGGCAAGACCCGCGUGGUGACGGAAUGCCUGCAGCAGUUGGCGGAAAUCUUGGAUGAGAUUACUGCGCUAUUACAGCGGAUGUAUGACAACUGCGACCCCUAUGUCUUCUACAACCGCAUUCGGCCCUACCUAGCCGGCAGCAAGAACAUGGCCGACGCCGGGCUUCCUAUGGGCCUUCUCUAUGACGAUGGCCGCAACCCGCCCGAAUACCGCCAGUAUGGCGGGGGCAGCAAUGCCCAAAGCUCGCUGAUCCAGUUUUUCGACAUCGUCCUGGGUGUGGAGCAUCGCCCUACCGGUGUAACCCGCAAAGAUCAGAAGACAGCAGCCGCCUCGCGGGAGGACGGCCCUAAGUCCCGCCAUGGCUUUAUUCACGAGAUGCGUGGCUACAUGCCAGGUCCUCACCGACGCUUCCUGGAGGACGUGGAUUCCAUCGCCAACAUCCGCCCCUUUGUCGACGCCCACCGCACCGACCCCGCUCUGAAGCUCGCCUACGACGCCUGCCUAUCCAUGCUGCGCACUAUGCGCGACAAGCAUAUCCAGAUCGUCUCGCGCUACAUCAUUGUUCAGUCCCGCGUGGCUCGCCGCGCAUCACAGUCUGCCGGCUCCGACCAACAGCCACCGACGGUGAACCUUGCCACCGCCGUGCCGGCCGACAGUAAGAAGCUGCGGGGAACAGGCGGCACCGCGCUCAUUCCAUUCCUCAAGCAGGCGCGAGAUGAGACCGGCGAGCCCGCCAUCGACGCCUGGGCUAAGCGUCUGCUGAGCAACGGCCCUGCACGCGUGGGAUUUGCCUCGCUCAGCAAGGUUGGCGAGCAGCCAGACGGCCACCUGGAAGUUGUCGGUCUUUGCGGGACAUGGACCGCAGACGACAGCGAAGGCGGAAUCUGCCACUGGUGA